CAUCUGUCUGUCUGGCUGUCUCUCUUCCAACUUACCUACCUAGCUGGGAACAUUAAACUACAAAUCGCAAAAUUACAGUUAGCCACAAGAUGGCAGUGGCUAUCUGAGCUAAACCACUACUCGAGCCCUUUAAACGCCUUUGUCCCGUCAUUAUAAGUGCCUUAUUUGACCAUUUAUGUUAACGACAUAAUUUUGUACUCCACCUUUAAUCUUCAUAGAAAAGUCUUUCAUAUGAUCACGCUAUGUUUGACGCUGAUUGACAUCAUGUAAGCGUUUCAUUCACUUCAACAACUGAUUGUUGCUGUCUCGUGAGUUGGGGAGGGCGACAUCACAGCUCCGCCUUCGACAAGCCAUCCUGGCCGACUUGCUGUCGCUGAGCAGCAGCAGCAGCAGCAGCUCCGCCUUCGACUAGCCAUCCUGGCCGACUUGCUGUUGCUGAGCAGCAGCAGCAGGCAGCAGGCUGCAGGCGGUGUCCGAGGAGGAGUGGAGGCAGUUCGGAGGUGAGAAGCGGAAGACAAAAAACGUCUUUAGGGCAACCUCAAGGGGAAUACAGGUCGUUUUGGGAAGCGUGAAUACGGGCUUGUAGGUAGUUAGUGGAUGGCUGCGAGGGGGAGCUCGCUGGGACUGCCUGCCGCGCUGCUCUCUUAACCCCCACCCCACCCCCGGGGCCCCCGGCCAGGCGCUCGGAACUCAGCCCGACGCCCCCUCUUGCUCGUCGCCCCGCUUCAUUCCGAGCAUGGCGGCGCUCCUCCGGGCCCGGGCCAUUUACGACUUCAACUCGGAGAACCCCGGCGAGGUGUCGGUGCGCGAGAACGAGAUAAUAAGUUUGCACAGCGAGCAGGACAUCGAGGGCUGGCUGGAGGGCACGAACAGUAAAGGCGAGAGGGGCCUCUUCCCCGCGUCCUACGUGGAGGUCCUUCGGGGGGACAACAACAACAUGUCCGGAGACACGUACCCCGAGUCCCGCUACGCUAACGUGCCAUCCACAGGGAGGGUGGACAAUGCAUUCCCACCCCCUGCACAGCAGCAACAGAUCUACCAGCAAGCCAGCGACGAUGACUGGGAUGACGACUGGGAUGACAGUUCCACUGUGGGGGACGAACCGGGCACCGUGGGAAGCCGUUACCGGGACUUCGAGGGCAACGGGGCGUCCAUCUACACGGUGUCUACAUCCUCUAUGGCGAGAGGACAUCAUCACAAGAGCUCGGCGACAGUCAGCCGGAACCUGAAUCGGUUCUCAACUUUCGUCAAGUCCGGAGGUGAGGCCUUCGUGCUGGGCGAGGCGGCGGGUUUCGUGAAGGACGGGGAUAAGAUUUGCGUGGUGAUGGGCCAGCACGGUCCCGAGUGGCAGGAGAACCCGUACCCGUUCACCUGCACCAUAGACGACCCUACCAAGCAGACCAAGUUCAAAGGGAUGAAGAGCUACAUGUCGUAUAAGCUGACGCCCACUCACACCCAGGAGCAGGUGAACCGGCGCUACAAGCACUUCGACUGGCUGUACGCACGCCUGGUGGAGAAGUUCCCCGUCAUCUCGGUGCCCCACAUCCCCGAGAAGCAGGCCACGGGGCGCUUCGAGGAGGACUUCAUCUCUAAGAGGCGGAAGGGCCUCAUCUGGUGGAUGAACCAUAUGACCAGCCACCCGGUCCUGGGGCGCUGCGACGUCUUCCAGCACUUCCUCACCUGCAGCACCACAGAUGAGAAGGCCUGGAAAAUGGGGAAAAGGAAGGCAGAGAAGGACGAGAUGGUGGGCGCCAACUUCUUCCUCACCAUUAGCACGCCGCCAGCACCGCUCGACUUCCAGGAGGUGGAGAGCAAGAUCGACGGCUUCAAGGCCUUCACCAAGAGGAUGGACGACGGCGCCCUGCAGCUCAACGCCACCGCCGGCGAGUUUGCGCGCAAGCAAAUGGGCGGCUUCCGGAAGGAGUACCACAAGAUGGGCGUGUCCUUCAAAGUCCUCAGCCAAGCCUUCGAGAUGGACCAGCAGGUCUACUCGGCCGGACUCAACCAGGCCCUCUCCUUCACGGGUGAUGCAUUUCAAUCCAUUGGGGACUAUUUCGCAGAGCAGCCCAACAAGGAUCUGGACCCCAUCAUGGACCUGUUAGCGCUAUAUCAAGGACACCUGGCCAACUACCCGGACAUCAUCCAUGUCCAGAAAGGCGCCCUGACCAAAGUGAAGGAGAGCCAGCGUCACGUGGAGGAGGGCAAGAUGGAGGCGGCGCAGGCGGAGGGCAUCACGGACCGCUGUAACAUCAUCUCGUGCGCCACACUGGCCGAGAUCCAACACUUCCACCAGAUCCGCGUGCGCGACUUCCGGGCGCAGAUGCAGCACUUCCUGACGCAGCAGAUGGCGUUCUUCCACAAGAUCACUGCCACGCUGGAGGAGGCGCUGCACAAGUACGACAAUGCGUAGCCCGCUACGAGUGUCGGCGUGACACUAUUGACUGUAAAGGCCAGAUGGUGGCACUACUGAGCGUGCCAUCUCAGAGGGACUUCCAAUGCUGGGAGGACCAAUGUGUUUAGUUAAAGCAGGGGUGUCCAAAGCGCAGCCCGUGGGGCAUUUGAGGCCCGCCGUCCAUAUUUUUUUUUGCAGCCCGCGGUAUAUCCUAAAAAUAACAUUUGACAUGGCCAGGAAAGUUGUUUAAAAAAACAAACAAAAAAACGUGUGAGGAUGCCCCUGACAACUACUAUGACUACCACUAUAAUUAAUUAUUAUUACUACUAUUAUCAUUGGCAUGACAGCUUUUCGAGAUACACAAAUCUACUACAGUGGUAUCUUGACUUAAAAGUUUAAAUCGUUGUGUGGAAUGUAGAAUGUAAAGGUUUAAACAAUUAUUGAAUAAUGAUUUCAUGCCUUAAUUCAAAUGGCCCAUUGUGCUGAGCCUUCUGAUGUGUGUGCAUUGGCCAUCAGCCGGCAGUAUAAUACAUACAUAAAACAUGUAGAUUUGAUGAUGGAACACAAAGAAGACCGUCGCAACUAAGCUGCAUUUUUCGCAACGUUGGCAUCGGGCGGAAUCUUUGCAUCUCCAGAACUCAUCGCUUUUCAGGAAACCCCCCCAAAAUGGCAUUUUAGUUAUUUGUUGUUGCCAUAAAUGCAACGGCAAAGAGAGCGAGCCGUUUUCUAGGCUUAAGAUUGGUCAAUAAUUUGUUAACAAUAUUUUACAUUUUGGUUCGCUACACAAAGCAAAAAACAAAAUUGACCAAACGAUGGCUCGUAUCUAGAAAAACUUUGGAGGGUAAAUACCACUAUGUACUACAAAAUAGUAACAACAUUCUCUUCAUGAUGCCCUGUUGAAUAAAGAUAGUCAGUUUCAGGAGAAAAAACAUGAUUUAUUUCACAUUCUGCUCUGUCAAGGAUCAAUUUGUGAACAUAUCACUUAAAUGAUUCUCAAGUAACUUAAAAAUUGUCAGCUUACUACAGAUUGCUCUUGCGUGCAGGGGCAGAUCUAUUCUAGUGGAAUACAGGGCUGUGGGCCACCCCAAAAUCCUGAAAAAAAACAUUGUACUUCUUAUUACCUAAAUAGAAAGCGUGAUGUAGCAGUUUUCAAAAUAACUAUAAUAUAUAUAAAACAAUAUAUUUUAUCUUAAUGGAUUGGUCUGAGCAUGUUUAAUAAAUUAGAAUUAAAGGAUGUCAAAGUGGCCUUGCAUGCUUUAAGUUUUUUUUUCUUUAUGCAGCCUCAGAGGAAGUAGUUUGGACACCCCUGACUUAAUGCAACUUUUAGGCCUUCUGUUUAAGUAAUCGGCAUCAGUUUGGCGCGCAGGAAGUGAUCAUGAUAUCAUUUUACUUCUUUGUUUUUCAGCCUUAUUACGUCAUUUUUAAACGGACUAUUAACGCUAACACAGACAAAAGUGUUUCCUCUCACUGUGCCUUCUCCUUUUGUUACUAAAGCUUUAUACUGUAAAUGUUGAAAUUCCAUUUGUUUGUACAAAAAAAAUUGGUGAAAACACCACAGUUGUUUGAAUGGAUAUCAGGAUGUUUUAUUUACUGCAUGUGCAAGAGCAUCUCAAUAAAUUAUAUUAUGGCCUUUUUAA
Phyllopteryx taeniolatus (common seadragon) is the source of this 4029-nucleotide messenger RNA. It is a transcript of the gene snx18a, whose product is annotated as sorting nexin 18a. The transcript is spliced from 2 exons. The record is from RefSeq and is a predicted model, not a curated record. Gene Ontology annotation, biological process: protein transport; cleavage furrow formation; mitotic cell cycle. The coding region runs from base 737 to 2410 and encodes 557 amino acids. Gene Ontology annotation, cellular component: cytoplasmic vesicle; plasma membrane. Gene Ontology annotation, molecular function: phosphatidylinositol binding; protein binding. NCBI's taxonomy places the organism in Eukaryota, Metazoa, Chordata, Actinopteri, Syngnathiformes, Syngnathidae.